UAGCUGAAGAGGAAAUUAUGCUCCAUUAUUGCUAAUUUACAUAUGGUUAAUAUUGAUCAUGGGAAGCUCUUCGCAGCGACAGUUAUCCUCACAAUAUCAAAGACAGUUAGCGUUAGUUGUUAGUCUACUGUAACGUUUAUUAGUUUUUGAGGACGUCGUUGGGCAACGUUAGGUACGUCUCCCUUUCUUUUCCUCCAAAUGUCACAGAAGGAAGACUCCGAAAAUGACAUUUGGGAGUAUAAACCUCUACAGAAGAAAAAGAAGAGACACGAAUCGCAGCCUGCAACUGUGACUAAAAGAAGAUGUCCUUCCAGAAAAUCCUCCAAGAGAGACACGUCUCUCUCAGUCAAGUCACCUGACAGGAAAGUCAAGACAGCUGAAAAUGGAGAAUUUAGUACUGUUGUUAUUAACAUAGACGGACCUAAUUGUUUGGAGGCACACAAUCUACCAUCACAUUCAUCUCCAACAAAUCACACAGUGCAAACAGACUGUGCGGCUGCCAAGGGACCAUCCUCUGGAGACUUUUGCCCCAUGUGUCAGAUGCCUUUUUCUAUUUUGGUGGUACAGACUCAAAGAUGGCAUGUUGCUGAGUGUCUUGACACCCCCAGGGACACAUGCAAAGAGUGUCCAGAAGGCCUCCAGUGCUCCUCCAUCAUUCCAAACCAUUACAAGAAAUUCAACCAUACGCUCCUGGCCCACAGUCGAGCAAACCGUGACACAGCCCUCCUGAGCUUGUCCCAACAGGCCAAAACCAGCGGCAAGGCCGACUUUAGUUGUCUCCCAGGACUGAUAAACAACGAGCUGGAUAGCUCUAUUUUAGAGACUUCACAGGAUAGCGCUCUCAGUCUUUCAGUCUUUUCCAGUCAGCGUGUCUCCCCUCACAAGAGUCACACUGGAACACCUUCUAAACUUACAAAUGGCCUACUUUUACUGCGCUCACCUGGCCCAGAGGAUUUUAAGAAAAAGAAAGGUUGGUCUUCCUUUACUAAAAGGCAAAAGUCUGUCAGUGCUUCCCAGGAAAGUAGAGCAGAGGUUUCAUCCACUCCUGUCAAGGCAGAGAGUGAACAACAAGCUUGUGAAGGUUUACCCAAGAGUGAACCUUCCCUUGACAACAGCGACGCAAUAUCCUAUUCUCCUCUUUCUGAGUUCCCUGCAGAGACUGAAAUCAAAAUUAGCGGAUGUAGAAAAGCCCUUUUUAAUAACGAUGCAUUUGAAAACAAGGCUGAAGACUCGGUGUUGCUGUUCAGUGACGGAUUCUCAAGCGAAGACGAGCUCCUCACUGAAUUUGUUAAUCAUUUGGAAAACAAUAAUGUGCAGGUAAACGAGCCUGAUUCCUUAAACACCCAGCUGGAGUCAGUUACCUCGUUAUCGCCCACCAGUCAGCUAGAUGCUUUUACAGUUGCUGAAAAUAGAGCUGAUUCCACAGCUGAAAAAGAAGCUCGUAGUAGAUCUACCAGUGCUGUCAGUCCAUGUAUGAGCAGUAUUCAGUCUCCGCAAAGUAUUGUUUUAGAGCACCUCAGAGAAACUCUAAGCUCAAAUAGCCAGCAUUUCAAAAAUUCAAAAAACGCCUGCAGUAGUCAAUCACAGCAACCUCACGCAACUUCUUCUCAAGUGCCUUCAACACAAACCCCUGUUGUCCAAAGAUCUCACACCAUGCCGCCUCAGAAGGGCAGCAGAAAGGCAGGUCAGGCCUCCUGUCUGAAGCAGACGGACAUUGGGGUGUUUUUUGGCCUCAAACCCCUCAAGGAGAAGGAGAAAGAGGCUGAGUGUGGAGCUGAUGAAGUCAGCACCACCUCUAUUCCAACAUUUGGUGAAAACUCAGGACCGAGGCGGCAAAGGAGAGACAGGAAGGACAGGCAAAGGAAAAGUAAGGCUGACACAAAAGCGGACAGCUCACAGGGCACAGUGACUGACAGUAGUAACGUGGUGGAUGCUUUGGGAGAAACAGGGAAAGGUAGGACCAGACGAUGGAGAGGAAGAAGGUGGAACAGAGGGAACGCUGAUGGAGAAGUAGUGUUACCACGUUGUCCCUUCUACAAGAAGAUUCCAGGCACAAAGUUUGUCAUAGAUGCCUUUCAGUACGGAGAGAUUCAGGGAAUCACUGCCUACUUCCUUACACAUUUCCACUCAGACCACUACGGAGGGUUGACCAAGAAUUCCACACUUUCAAUCUACUGUAACAGAAUUACGGGGAACCUGGUGAAGAGCAAGCUGAAGGUGGCAGAGCAGUAUGUCCACAUCCUCCCCAUGAACACCCGGGUCACUGUGGAUGGAAUCACAGUCAUCCUCCUGGACGCCAAUCAUUGUCCAGGAGCUGCCAUGCUGCUGUUCUUCCUGCCCGAUGGACAGACAGUCCUCCACACCGGAGACUUCAGAGCUGAUCCCUCAAUGGAGACCUACCCUGAGUUACUCAGCUGCAGGGUGCAGACGCUCUACCUGGACACCACCUACUGCAGCCCUGAGUACACUUUCCCCAGACAGCAAGAGGCCAUCAACUUUGCAGCUAGCACAGCUUUUGAAUUGGUGACGCUCAAUCCCCGUACACUUGUGGUGUGUGGAUCCUACUCGGUGGGAAAAGAGAAGGUCUUUCUGGCACUGGCAGAGGCCCUGGGGUGUAAAGUGUGCCUCUCUAGAGACAAAUACAACACCAUGUGCUGUCUGGAGUCGGAGCAAGUCUCACAACGUAUUACCACUGACUGGAAGGCAGCCCAGGUCCAUGUGCUUCCCAUGAUGCAGCUCUCCUUCAAAAAACUGCAGGAUCACCUGGCACGCUUUGCAGGACGGUACGAUCGGCUGGUGGCCUUCAAGCCCACAGGCUGGACCUUCAGCCAGCAGGUGAAAUCAGUGGACGAUAUUCAGCCUCAGAUCAGUGGCAACAUCUCCAUCUAUGGAAUCCCAUACAGCGAACACAGCAGCUUUCUGGAGUUGAAGCGUUUUGUCCAGUGGCUCCAGCCCCUCAAGAUCAUCCCUACAGUCAACAAUGGCAGCUGGGAUAGCAGGAAAGCUAUGGAGAAGUGUUUUAGCGAGUGGCUCAAGGAAACCAAAGCUAAACUGUAGCUUAUUUUCUGGUAAACUGUGUUUGCAGCUGGCCUCUAAAUCGCCUCUUUGGUAAUAUGAGCAAUCAAUUGAUACUUAAUACUUGAAAUGCUGUAUGACCAUGGUGAACAACUUUAUUUCAACACUACUCAUUGUAUUAUUUUUAUUGAAGUUUCUUGCCUCAGGCUACUGAGUAAGCAUUCCAAUGCAGAUCAACGAGUUUUUAUGAGGUAGGUGAACAGGAAAUGUAUCUGUCUCAUCCAGAAGUAUUAUACAUUGGCGCUGGAUUAAAUGUAUGUGUUCCUGUCUGCUCUGGCUACUUCCACUGGUAGCCUUGUUUGUCAACAAUGUGCUGCAAGUGCAGCUUUGAUAUGGUGCAAUUUAUUGUAUUUUCUAUGAAAUCUAAAUUAUAUGCUGAAAAAAUAAAUGUUUUUAACAUUCUUAA
This is a messenger RNA of Micropterus dolomieu (smallmouth bass), 3481 nucleotides long. It is a transcript of the gene dclre1a, whose product is annotated as DNA cross-link repair 1A (PSO2 homolog, S. cerevisiae). NCBI's taxonomy places the organism in Eukaryota, Metazoa, Chordata, Actinopteri, Centrarchiformes, Centrarchidae. Gene Ontology annotation, biological process: double-strand break repair via nonhomologous end joining; protection from non-homologous end joining at telomere; interstrand cross-link repair. The record is from RefSeq and is a predicted model, not a curated record. The coding region runs from base 199 to 3057 and encodes 952 amino acids. The transcript is spliced from 9 exons. Gene Ontology annotation, molecular function: damaged DNA binding; 5'-3' DNA exonuclease activity.